UCGGAAGCCUGGCGCCUAACUUGCGCCAUCAAUAAAGUGAGUGUUAUAGUGUAUUUAAAAAAAAACAGAAUUGAUUACACAGAAACAUGGCCGAUGUCAUAGUGAAUUCAACGCAGAGCGUUUUAAAAGACACAUACGAUUAUUAUAUAUGGACACUAUCAUUGUCAGAUGAUAGAACGAAGGGAUGGCCACUGGUUGACUCGCCGCUGCCGACUGCGUUUUACACUUUAGCCUACCUCUUCAUAGUGUGGAUCGGUCCUAAGCUAAUGAAAAACAGAAAGCCAUUUCAAUUAACAUGGCUUUUAGUACCCUACAACUUAGCCAUGGCUGCGCUAAAUGCCUAUAUAGCUGUCAGGUUACUGACAGCCUCAUUUAGAUUAAGAUAUAGUUAUAUUUGUGAACCUUGCCGGCAGAAAUAUGACCCGGACGAAUUGCAGAUAGCAGAUGCGGUAUGGUGGUACUAUUUUUCGAAGCUUCUGGAAUUUUGUGAUACCUUCUUCUUUAUACUGAGGAAGAAGGAUGAGCAGCUGACAUUUUUGCAUGUUUACCAUCACUCGACCAUGUUUUCGUUCUGGUGGAUUGGAAUCAAAUGGGUGCCUAGUGGAUCUACUUUCCUUCCCGCCAUGGUGAACAGUGGAAUCCACGUGCUGAUGUACACUUACUAUGGUCUCUCAGUUUUCGGUCCGACGGUCAGUCAGUACUUGUGGUGGAAGAAGUAUCUCACGAUCAUGCAACUGAUCCAGUUCACAUGCGCUUUGGUUCUCGGCAUCAACGGAAUCAGAACCGGCUGUGAGUUCCCGCUUUGGAUGCACUACGUACUGAUCUUCUACAUGAUUUCCUUCAUCAUUCUGUUCGGUAACUUCUAUAUGAAGGCUUAUAUUGCAAAGGGAAGCAAGUGUAUGGAAGUCAGAUACGGGCAGUGUCUGGACGAUGACGAAACGAUAGCCGCCAAAAAACUUAAAGAUUGCUAAACAUAGUUAACCAUAAUAUUUAUUACAUCAGUUGAUUAAAAAAACUUAAUUUAAGGACUUCUCUUUAAUAUUAUUU
This is a messenger RNA of Bombyx mandarina (wild silkworm), 1047 nucleotides long. RefSeq names its product very long chain fatty acid elongase 4. Gene Ontology annotation, biological process: fatty acid elongation, monounsaturated fatty acid; sphingolipid biosynthetic process; very long-chain fatty acid biosynthetic process. NCBI's taxonomy places the organism in Eukaryota, Metazoa, Arthropoda, Insecta, Lepidoptera, Bombycidae. The record is from RefSeq and is a predicted model, not a curated record. Gene Ontology annotation, molecular function: fatty acid elongase activity. Gene Ontology annotation, cellular component: endoplasmic reticulum membrane.